Thelazia callipaeda (thelaziosis nematode) is the source of this 669-nucleotide messenger RNA. The record is from the annotation of a GenBank genome assembly. Lineage: Eukaryota; Metazoa; Nematoda; Chromadorea; Rhabditida; Thelaziidae.
AUGGCGAUGAACGAAGAAGGAGGAUAUUUAGGUGCAAUGACUUAUCAAUGUUUGUAUAGUGGUGUGUUGGAUCGCAUUGUUCAGAACCAUCGAAAUGAUAAUGCAGCUGUUCAUUUCCUUCAUCGCUUGCGAAGUAUCCUCAGACAAGCUGAUAUCGCUUCACCAUCUUUUCUUUUCGAUUUCACGAAAGUUCUGUUAUAUGAUUCAGACUUAAAUGUAAAUUUGCAGGAAGCUUUUUUGCGAAUGCAAGCUACAGCACCUACUGGAGAUUUAGAAUUACCGAAUUUGCAUCAGUUACAAUAUCGUGAACUUUCAUUAAGAGCGAUUGCUUUAAGGCGAGUUUUGGCUCGUGUACCUGAAGAAAUGUUUGAUCGACGAACCUUUCUAGAAACAAUAAAAGAAAUAGCUUCAUCUAUCAAAAGACUUCUGGAUGCUACAAAUGUAGUAAUGCAGAUAGUUCAUCCAAGUGCUCAACUUUCAGUUGAGAAAAGAAAACGAGAGUUCGUUCAUUAUUCAAAGCGAUUUAGUAACACCUUGAAAGAGUACUUCAAAGAUCAGAAUGCAACGCAGGUUUCGAUCUCAGCGAAUCAAUUGAUUUUCCAGACAACUUUGCUCAUUAGAACUAUACGAGAGAAAAUGCGUAAAGUAAGUAAUGGAAAACCUUAUUGA